AACAGUCUCAUUACUUAUUGAUCAGACCUCGUAACCGGGAAUUCGAAUAAACCGAAUGGAGUAGUUACGGCGGUCUUUGGUAGGUCGAAUUGGGCAAUGGGUACCUGAUGGUAUGCUUUCACUAGGUCCAGCUUGGAAAAGAGCGUUCGUCCGGCCAAGUGUGCGGUGAAAUCGUGCAAAUAUGGCAACGAUCGGCACGAAUAACGCCAUUCAGUCGACGGUAAUCACCACACGGACGGUAUGAGCCGUCUUUCUUGGAUACGAGCAAUAAUCGGCUGGCCCAUGCGCUUGAAGAUGGACGACAAAUUCCUUUGGCCAACAAAUAGUUGAAUUCCCGACGAGCGGCCUGGUGCCGUUCCGGCAGCAGACGUCGAGGGCGUGCGAAUAACGGCAGACCGAUGAUAUGCAACUCAUGGACGACAUUGUGGCAACAAUUACAAUCAUCUUCCUAUGGAGAAUAUAUUCAUUGAUAGAAAAUAUUUUAUCAUUUAUACUCGAAAAACCCGCAAAAUAUAAACUGAAUAUAUUUUUGGAAACCGAUUGUACACGAGUCUCCAGUAUUGUAUAUAGAGGUGAGAACAUGUUAGUGAUAGAAGAAACAAACCAAGACGGUUGUCGUGCAUUGCUUAACUGUGCAAAUAUAAUUACUUUACAAUACUUGAAAUGGGCUAUAUUUGAGCUAAUGGUACGCAAAUCAUCGUUCGUACGACCUACGGUAAUGCAGCAGUUCGAUAAGAUGUAUGAUUAUUUCAAAAACAAUUUCGAAAAAGUUGAAAACGUUGAAUAAAUGGCGAUAACAAUCAAAAACCUACAUGACGAUUUGAUUUCCUUUCAUAUCUCGAAAAGUUGGAAUUUUGUAAGCCAACUAAAACUCUUCGCCACUACUCAGCUAACUGAACAAUGUAUUAUGAAAAUUGAACCUGAGGCAUACAGUGGAGAUCUUACAAUCAUAAGCCGGUUUCCACUUUUAAUAACGAUAGCGAUAGACGGCAGAUCCGUCGAUCAAAACGAUGGACCCUCAUAUUUCGAUCAACAAUCACAUCUCUUCCAUAUCUCUCCCAAGAUAUUCACCGAUGUCUUCACCGAGCUACUCGCUAAUAUCACCACCGAUAUCUCCACAUCCCUCACGUAAAAGGGAUAGAUGACAUCAUCGAAGUAAUAUUUUAUUAAUUAUUUAAAACGUAGACUAUUUGUAAAUUCUAGACAUUCACACAAUUCUCUAAAUCUUUAUAAUUAGUUAUUGGAAUGUAAAAUAAAAACAAAUAAUAUGAAAAAAUAAGAGGUUUUAUUUAUUGAAAAAAUACAUUUUAAAAAUAUAAUACAUGUUAUUUACAUAAAAAAUUAUAGUUUUCGAAUUUCUCCACUGAACGGAUUAUAAGUUAUAACUUGGUCGUGUAAAAUUAGACAAUAAACUCCAGUCUUGGUCGGUACUUUUAUGGUGGUCUAUUACUGCUAUUGAUAUAAAAUUCAAAAAUAAUGUUCGAUAAUAGACUUGAUAGGGUUUCUUUCUCGUAGUACAAUUUUUGGAAAUCGGUAAACGCUUUGUAUAAUAAAGACACGGAUUUCGUAGUAAAGUCUGCACGGAAAUCUUCAUACGGAUACACAUCGGAGUUUAGAUAAACUUUGAUAUUUUUCAGGUUACAGUGUUCGAACAACACCGAGGGAUUAUUUAAGUUAUUUUUUCGUUCUGUUUGAAAAGCUAUUAUAGCGAAUCGAGGUUUUUCGAGUAAAUUUUACUGGAUUUAACCGUCCACGAGUGUAAUGUAUUUUGAGGUAAUACAGGAUAUUCGCAUAAAUCCCAAGUUCUCAACGCCGGGAAUUAGACUAACUUGAAUGUGUGGCUCUAAGAGGAACCUCCUAGAGGGGAUUCAGGGUUGCCAACAGCCCUAAUUUAAAAGUAUCAAGAAACGAUAUUCAUUUGUAAACUAUUAAAACCCAUUGAAACCCAGUAAAACCCAAUCGAGUUAGGUUAGGUUUGUUUAAAAAAAACGUGGGUUUUUUAACAUUUUCUGGUAGGUCCUUCCAAAUUUGGCUAUUAAACUAAAAUUUUGUACACCUGUUAUAAUAUAUGUUAUUUAUCAUAACAAUUCAAAUGUACUUUCCCGCAAUCAGAUGAAAUAAAAAAAAAACUAACGAUAGGUACACAUACUAUACUAUACACAUAUCCGAUUAUGUCAUUGAUACCAUUAAAAUUGAGGAUGAUCUUGACAAACUAACAGACACCGAGCUUGAAGAUAAGAUUGUUCAGAAAACUAUAGAUACGAACAUUCAGUCUCUUCUAAUCAAUCCAAACAUCGAACUUGGCAAACUAACAGUCAUCAGACUUAUAAAAGAAUAUAAGAAUAUAAGAUUGUCCAGGAAGUUACAGUCAAUCCAAAAAUACGUAAGAUGAGAAAAGUGGCUCGUGCAAAUUUGGAGACACAAGCAUCUCGCAUAGUGAUUCGAUCGGACAGUUCCGACAGUCGAUGUUGGUGCUAACGUUGUAAUUUGUAUUCCAGAUGUUAACAAAAGCAAAACAUAAUAUCUUCUUAACCCAUUAACGCCGUGCGUUGCCAUAUGGCAACAUAGGUAGACCUAUUUUUAGAAGCUAAUUUCUCAUUGAGAAUUUGACAAAUUGCUGUGGAAAUAACAUUAAGUAAUAGGUUAUUAUUUCAAGAUAAGAUAGGGACAAAAUCGAUUCCGUUUAUUAUUAUAAUUUUGGUUAUAUCGUUGUUUGAAUUUGUGCAUUGACGUCGUUCUACGAAAAAUGGAUCUUUCUUUCGAAAACGGGUUUUCGCUCUCUGAAGCCUUAGAUAUUCUUUUAAAUGAAGAUAUAGAGGGAGAUAUUUUUAUUGAACCUCCAAAUCCUCAUGUUGAUACGGAUGUAGAUUCUGCAGAUGAAGAUGGGAGUGGUUUGGUUGACAAUCUCAGUUCUCGGCAAUUAUUAGCAAAUGCUGAAAUACGGUUUCAAAAUAAUGAACGUUUAGGCGUUAAUUAUGAAGAUUUAGACACUCAACAUAACAAUUCUCAAGUUCAUACUCCUGGCUAUAAUGAUUUGCCAUCUAAACUUCAUUAUUGGGAUAAUGGUGAUGACAUGAAAAAUAUUGCUGUAUCCCAAUCAAUGCGUAGGGACAGGUUUUUGCAAAUUUGUCGUUUCUUUCAUUGUACUAAUAAUACAGAAAUUGACCAGAAUGACAAGGGAUGGAAAAUUCGUCCUUUUAUAGAAAUUAUGAAAAAACGAUGUAUUAAAAAUUUUGUACCAGAAGAGCACUUGGCAUACGAUGAAAGUAUGGUGAAAUAUUUUGGACGGCAUAGCUGCAAAAAUCUCAAAUCGAAUUCUGAUUAUGAAAAAUUAUUUGGAAAGGCUGCUAGUCCACUCUUG
Messenger RNA from Sipha flava (yellow sugarcane aphid), 3361 nucleotides. RefSeq lists its product as uncharacterized. Lineage: Eukaryota; Metazoa; Arthropoda; Insecta; Hemiptera; Aphididae. The record is from RefSeq and is a predicted model, not a curated record. The transcript has 8 exons. The annotation marks the transcript as partial. Gene Ontology annotation, molecular function: sequence-specific DNA binding.